CUCUUGUUCUUAGUUUACACGUACAUCUUUAUUUUAACACGGUAUCAGAGAUGAUGAUUAUGUUCUAUUAUGAAUCUUCUAAAUGGUUGUGUUUCUUUUGAUUGUUUCAGUAGACCUUAAAAUGCCAUCUGCAAGUCCUGAUCCAAUUGAGGAAGAAAGGGAACCAUUUGCUGAAGUUGAUCCAACAGGGAGAUUUGGUCGAUACGCCGAGCCACUAGGCCAUGGUGCUGUGAAGAAAGUAUACAGGGCAUUUGAUAUAGAAGAAGGAAGAGAUGUUGCCUGGAAUCAGAUUAAAUUGAGCAAAUUUAGUGACAUGCCUUAUGUCAUCAGUAAAAUUCGUUCAGAGAUCACAUUGUUGAAGAACUUGAAGAAUGAUAAUAUCAUUGUGCUAUAUCAUUUCUGGAGAGAUAAGGAGCAUAACAUCCUCAAUUUCAUCACUGAGGAAUGUGUGUCUGGUAAUUUGAGGGAUUAUAGGAAGAAGCAUCGUCGCGUUUCCAUAAAGGCGUUGAAGAAGUGGUCUAGGCAGAUAUUACAGGGGUUGAAUUAUUUACACACUCAUGAUCCUUGUGUAAUUCAUAGAGACCUUAAUUGCAGCAACAUAUUUAUCAAUGGGAAUGUUGGAAAGGUAAAAAUAGGUGAUCUUGGGUUGGCUACAAUAGUAGGGAAGAGUCAUGCAGCACAUUCAUUGCUAGGGACACCAGAGUAUAUGGCACCAGAGCUAUAUGAAGAGGACUACACAGAGUUGGUGGAUAUAUACUCAUUUGGAAUGUGUUUGCUAGAAAUGGCCACUAUGGAAAUACCAUAUAGUGAAUGUGAAAGCAUAGCCAAAUUGUACAGGAAGGUUACAUCAGGUAUAAAGCCUCAAGCUUUCAACAGAGUGAGUGAUACAGAGUUGAAGGAUUUCAUUGAAAAGUGCAUUGGAAAACCAAGAGCAAGACCAUCUGCUGCUGACUUGCUCAUGGAUCCAUUCCUUUCUGAUGUUGCUAAUUAUGACAAUGAUCACAAUUGUUAAAUGUCCUUUGUUUCAAGUAUUAUUCUUAGUCUCUUAAGCUUAUUCAAGAAAUAAAUUCCUCCUUAAAAGGAUUUAAGUUAUGAUGUCAACCUAUUAUAGCAGGUUAGCUAAGAUUUUUAGCAAGUUAUCAAUUAAUGUUUAUCAUAAAUAUUUAUUUAUAUGGGAUAG
This is a messenger RNA of Solanum dulcamara, 1180 nucleotides long. Its product is annotated as probable serine/threonine-protein kinase WNK11. The transcript has 2 exons. Lineage: Eukaryota; Viridiplantae; Streptophyta; Magnoliopsida; Solanales; Solanaceae. The coding region runs from base 83 to 1012 and encodes 309 amino acids. Gene Ontology annotation, molecular function: ATP binding; protein serine/threonine kinase activity. Gene Ontology annotation, cellular component: cytoplasm. The record is from RefSeq and is a predicted model, not a curated record. Gene Ontology annotation, biological process: intracellular signal transduction; protein phosphorylation.